Messenger RNA from Fusarium vanettenii 77-13-4, 1095 nucleotides. RefSeq lists its product as uncharacterized. The transcript has 3 exons. Bases 1 to 1095 code for a protein of 364 amino acids. The record is from RefSeq and is a predicted model, not a curated record. NCBI's taxonomy places the organism in Eukaryota, Fungi, Ascomycota, Sordariomycetes, Hypocreales, Nectriaceae.
AUGCCUCUGAUCUAUGGAGAGAGAGACAAGGCUUUCCAAAGACUCCAGCAUGCCAUUAUUCGGGAGAUUGACGAUCAGACUAUCCUGGCUUGGGGUACUGGCUUUGUUGAACCGGGAGAGGUCGAUCAACCUCACCAUGACCACCAGCCACUCCUUGCCACGAGCCCCUAUGCUUUCAAGGACUGUGGCAACCUCGUCCCAUGCAGCAGCCCACAAGCCAAGGCAAGGCUAGAAAUCCGCCAGGACGGUGUACGGAUUACCUCUCCCAUUCUAUGGGACACUGAGAUCUUUGGCGACACCCGUUACAACCCACUGGUCACGCAAGGCUGGCAUCUCGUGCCUAGGAAAUCGUGGUGGACUGAGCCUCUCAGGCGAACACUGAUACCUCUCGACGCUCCAGCAGAGCUGAAUUAUCAAGCCGCGAGACAAGACGAGGGCUUCAUUAUUCGAACACUCCCGAAAGGUUACAGCAUCAAAGAGUGCUACGAUCCCACAGAACCAUAUCCAUUUGUUCCGCCAUCACUUCGCAUCCCCGAUGCCCACCCCUGCGGACUGAGUCAUCCCAUUAUAGUUGCCAUCGGAACGCAUUCACAACCCACCAUUGCUCUUAUAAUUCGGUAUCAAUUCGACCUGGCCCAGCACCUAUCCCCCAAGCCCCAUGGCGAGUCCAAGGCUCAACCUACCUCAGCAUCCCCUGAUCCUAACCGGCAACCAUGUAGUAUACGAGGCCGGAUUGUUUAUAUUCCUGAUGGCUUCGACCUGAAGAAAGUUGCCGAAAUCGACGAGAUGGAUGUUAAGCAACAAUGGGAAUCUUUAAAGGCCACCAGGCCGGACGCGAGGUUCUUACCAGGCAAUCGGCUGGACUAUUGGGAGAGCAGACUGCAAAAGUGCAUCUGGCUACUGCCGACAUUUUCAAAAGACCCUGGGUACGGUAAUUAUGUGUUCAUCUUGGAUAUCAAGGAUAUUCAUGGGAAGGCUGGAAGGGUGUUCAAUGAUGCUGCUAACAGGGGCUUCCCGGCAUCUAUGCCCGAGGCGCUGCACGCCAUCGACUGUAGACCCGAAAUAUGCGAGCGUCUUCUUCUCACUGCCUUGUAG